AUGGCUCAGGAUAACAAGAAUCCAGCGCCGGGCAACAAUCCCGCACAACCCAAUAACCCACCACCACCUGCAAAGACAGAUAACCACCCGAAUACACCUGCGUCGAACCCGGCCCCUGCGCCGACUGAAAAUAAGCUAAAGGAUGACAAUAAACCAGACAACACUGAUAAUGCACCGAAACCUUCCCCUCCUUCCCCCGCGAGUACGAAUGACAAGAAGCCCGGUGAGACGGUGAACCUACCGACACUUGGCGCUAGCACGGAAAGCGAGCCAUCAACGACAAAGGAGUCGCAGUCAAGGACUUCCAUUUCUCUUCCCAGCAAUUCUGAUUCAGACAGUGGGCCAGGUUUCUCUUUGCCCACACUUACGGGUAUUCCUCAAAUCCCUACGGCCACGAUCCCGCCUAAAAAGAACGCUCCGUACCUGCAGCAUUCCAACCUGCCGGAGGGAACUGUUUUCAUUGGCGUGGGAGCGGGACUUGGACUUAUUUUUGUCGCUGUGUUUGCUUGGCGUGCACUCGUUGCUUGGUCAAUCAACCGCUCCGUUCGCCGUGCUGCAACCGCACACCAAACAGACGCCGCAGCUGCCCUUCUCAACCCGUCCAAGCGCAAGAGCAAGGCCUACCGCCAAUCCAGAGGUGGAUCCAUGUCCCUUGAGAAACUCCACAGCGGAAACACGUCUAGCAACCGACACUCUGCUCUUCACCGCAAAAGCCAACCGCCAAAUUCCAGUCUUUUCUUCUCCCCGACUGCCGGAGCGAGCAAUUUGCACGCUUCCGGCAACAGAGCCUCAGGAUAUCUCCCGGCAGGCUAUUAUGCAGCUAGCGGGGCCACUCCUGGCUCGGGAGCAGGCCUUCAACACAGCACAUCCUCAAUUGGCCUUGCUCCUCUUGGUCCCCAAUCACAAGGCUACUCACGAACAAGGUCUACAGGGCCAACGCCUCCCGACUCGCCUGCUCUAUCACCUAACGCGCGGAGAUAUGAACAAACUCAUCCAUCUACAAGCAGUGUAAACCUCUCGUCACCUCCACAGGGCCGCGCACCCAGCGCAUACCUCGAAGACCUCUUCGAAAACCACCCUACAGGCCCUCAGCGAUAAUCUCGCUCGUAUAUAUAUAACGCUAUAAUAUCCCCUUUAUGCCCCCUUAGAUAUCCUAAUCCAUUCUAUUUGCUCUAUCUAGACAGCUACAUCUUGUCUGAUUAUUUUGGCAGUCAUUUUCCCACCAGUUCCGUCUACUUAUCUCACCUUGUGAGCAUGCUUGAGUUGAGCUAUUUGAGAUUUAAGGUCUAUCAGGAGUUACUGGUUUCUGUGUUCUAUUGUUUUGUUUGCUUCAUGGUUGAUUGGUUUAUGGUUUAUUCUAGGUAUUUUUACUUAUACUAUUGAAGUAAAAGAGAGAUCGACUUUGAUCUUUGGAUUCGUAUCACAUCUUCC
Molecule: messenger RNA, 1431 nt
Organism: Trichophyton rubrum CBS 118892
Lineage: Eukaryota; Fungi; Ascomycota; Eurotiomycetes; Onygenales; Arthrodermataceae
Exons: 1
Coding region: 1-1098 (365 amino acids)
Cellular component (GO): fungal-type vacuole
Source: RefSeq, a predicted model, not a curated record